AUGGAAACCUCUCAACAACAAAAGGUUAUUGCACAAACUACAACAACUACAACUAAAACAACUAAUAUUGUCAAAAUGAGCUCUGUCGCUGAAAAGAAACCAACUGCCUCUAAGGCUCCAGCUGAAAAAAAGCCAACUGCUGCUAGAAGACCGCUCCAGGUUCCACUGAUAUCAAGAAGAGAUCUAAAGACUAGAAAGGAAACUAACUCUUCAUAUAUUUACAAAGUCUUGAAACAAACACAUCCAGACACUGGUAUCAGUCAAAAAUCUAUGUCUAUCUUAAAUUCAUUUGUUAAUGAUAUUUUUGAAAGAAUCGCUACUGAAGCUUCUAAAUUAGCUGCUUACAAUAAGAAAUCUACCAUAUCUGCUAGAGAAAUUCAAACAGCUGUUAGACUGAUCUUACCUGGUGAAUUGGCUAAACAUGCCGUCUCUGAAGGUACCAGAGCUGUUACCAAAUACUCUUCUACCACUCAAGCUUAA
This is a messenger RNA of Naumovozyma dairenensis CBS 421, 480 nucleotides long. Its product is annotated as histone H2B family protein. The coding region runs from base 1 to 480 and encodes 159 amino acids. The transcript has a single exon. Gene Ontology annotation, molecular function: structural constituent of chromatin; protein heterodimerization activity; DNA binding. NCBI's taxonomy places the organism in Eukaryota, Fungi, Ascomycota, Saccharomycetes, Saccharomycetales, Saccharomycetaceae. Gene Ontology annotation, biological process: nucleosome assembly. Gene Ontology annotation, cellular component: nucleosome. The record is from RefSeq and is a predicted model, not a curated record.